UGACUUUCAGCUGGCAAAUUAAAAAUAUAUAUUGUUAUUUUUUGUUUACAUUUUGAAGAGCAGUUGGCACGUGGACCGUGGAUUGUGGAUUGUGGAUUAUUACCUAACACGGAGCUCCAUUUUCAUAAAACUAGUAUUCCAGUUUCUCCUCUUGUGAAAAUUAUUCAAUAUUGUUUACCAUCUCUGAGUAUGGCUGAUGCAAUUGUUAAUCUUGCCUUGGAGCAGCUGCUUCAAAUCACUACUCAAAAGAUAGGGGAAGAGGUGAGGCUUGUUGGUAAUGUCGAAAAUGAAGUAGAAAAACUUCGGAGCAAUCUUGAAGCCAUUCAAGCUGUGCUACUGGAUGCAGAGGAGAGGCAAAUGAAGGGCGACAGAGCUGUGAGACGUUGGUUAGAUAAGCUCAAAGACAUAUCCUACGACAUGGAAGAUGUGUUGGAUGAGUGGAAUACUGAAAUCAUGAGGUUGCAGUUUGAAGGAGAACUUGAACAUGCUCCUGCUCCUAAGCAGAAGGUACCUUCCUUCUUCCCCUGUUCUUGCUUUGGUAUCAAACAAGCUGUUUUACGCCGUGAUAUAGCACAAAAGAUUAAAGAAUUAAAUGGAAAACUAGAAAUUAUUAACAAAGAAAAAGAUACAUUCAAGUUGGAGAAACUGAAGAGAAUUGAAGGACCCGAACGAGUUUCAAGUACGUCUUUUGUUGAUAUGGCUGAAAUAUGUGGUCGAGAAUCUGAGAUGAAUUCUUUAGUGAGUAAGUUGUUAGAUGAGAGAAAUGAAAAACAAAGAGACCUUCCUGUCAUCUCACUUGUAGGGAUGGGAGGAAUUGGGAAAACAACUCUUGCUCAAUUAGUUUAUAAUAAUGACAAGAUCAUGAGCUAUUUUGACACAAAAAUAUGGGUGUGUGUAUCAGAUCCUUUUAAUGAGGUUAGGGUUGCCAAGGCAAUCAUCGAAGGACUGGAAUGUCUUACCACUGAUUUUGUUGAAUUGGAAUCUCUUUUGAAAUGUAUUUGUCAAUCUAUUAUGGGAAAAAAAUUUCUUCUCGUUUUAGAUGAUGUGUGGUCAGAAGAUUACAACAAAUGGAAAUCAUUUUAUCACUGUCUAAAGAAUGGUUCCUAUGGUAGUAAAGUUUUGAUUACAACAAGGAAUGAAAGAGUUGCAUCGAUUAUGGGGUCAGUUGCUCCUAUCAUAAUGGAGCAAUUAGCUCAGGAGGAAUGUUGGUUGUUGUUUAGUCAAUUAGCAUUUUUUGGUAGAUCUCUUGAGGAGUGUGAAAAAUUAGAGAAAAUUGGAAGAGAAAUUGUUGCAAAGUGCAAGGGUUUGCCGCUUGCUGCAAAAACUAUUGGCAAUCUCUUGCGAUUUAAGGGAACUAGAGAUGAAUGACAACAAAUUUUAGAUAGUGAAAUUUGGAAAUUAGAACAGAUAGAGAAAGGUCUUUUAUCACCUUUGAUGUUGAGUUAUAAUGAUUUGCCAUCUGAGAUAAGACAAUGUUUUUCAUAUUGUGCUAUCUUUCCAAAAGAUCAUAAUAUAGAGAAAGAUCACUUGAUCAAAUUAUGGAUGACUCAAGGUUAUCUUGGGUUUGACAAUGAUACAGAGAUGGAAGUAAUAGGCCAAGAGUAUUUUGAUCAUUUAGCAGAUCGAUCAUUCUUCCAAGAGUUUCAAAAAGACGGUUAUGGGAAUAUCAUAAGCUGCAAGAUGCAUGAUAUAGUUCAUGACUUUGCUCAAUUUCUCACUAAAAACGAAUAUUUUACUGUGGGAAUCAAAAGGGGCAGUGAAGACCUAGUCGCAAACACUUCCAAUGAGAAAGCCCGACAUUCAAUGUUAAUGCUUCCCGUCGGGGCUACAUUUCCUAUCUCCAUUUGUAGCAUCAAAAGUUUACGGAGUCUUUUAAUUGAUUGUGAAGAUUCUAUGUAUUCAUUGCCUGAUGAUGUUCUACUAAAUCUCUUUGGUGAAUUGACAUGUUUAAGGGCAUUAGACAUAUGUCCAAGAUUCAAACCAUCGAAUUUGAUUACAGCGAUUCCAAAAGAGGUAAAAAAAUUGAUACAUUUGAAAUAUCUGAAUUUGUCUUUUCAGAAUGUGGAAAACCUUCCGGAAACUUUAUGUGAGUUAUACAAUCUGCAAACUUUAGAUAUUUUUUGCUGUACAAAGCUUAAAGAACUGCCUCAAGGGAUGGGAAAGUUGAUAAACUUGCGGCAUUUGAUUAAUGAUGUUACUUAUUCAUUAAGUUACAUGCCCAAGGGAAUUGAGAAAUUAACUUGUCUCCGAACAUUGGAUGAAUUUAUCGAAAAUAGCAGCAGCAGUGAUGGUGGUAAAGCAUGUAGUACGCUUGCAUGCUUGAAAGAUUUGAAACAUUUAGGAGGAAAGCUUUAUAUUAGAGGGCUAGGAAAUGUGACCAAUGUGAGUGAGGUUAAGAGAAUGCAAAUUCUCAGCAAUAAAAAAAACCUCUUCUAUUUACAGCUAAGAUUCGAUAAAGAUGGAGAAGGAGAGAGGAAAAAUGAUGAUGAUGAGUUACUUCUUGAGGCUUUGCAACCGCAUCCAAAUUUGGAGAAAUUAUUUAUACACGAAUAUAGAGGCAGCACUUUUUAUUCUGAUUGGAUCAUUUCAUUAACCGGGCUGAGGCAAUUGCAUCUUUUCAAGUGCGAAAAUUGUAUGCAUUUGUCUCCCUUGGGAAAAUUGCCAUCACUUGAAUCACUAGAGAUAAAUGGUAUGGGAGUGAAAAAGCUAGUUAUGGGAAUCGAAAGCGAUGGUGCAUUUUCAUCAUCUACAUCAGCUAUUCUCUUUCCCAAGUUGAAAGUUCUUGAAUUCUGGCGUAUUUCCGAAUGGGAAGAGUGGGAUUACGGGAAUACAAUCAUGCCAUGCCUUGCUUCUUUGUCUAUCAUUCUCUGUAAAAAAUUACGUGCACUGCCUGAUGGCCUUCUCCAGGGGGCGAAAAAGCUACAACAUUUGGAGAUUUUUGGAUGUGAUCUUUUGGAAAAACGUUACAGAAAGGGAACAGGAGAGGACUGGCAAAAGAUCUCCCACAUUCCCAACAUCAAAUUCAAUUGUUCAUAUCUGCAAGGAGGCCCACUCCCACUGCAUUGAGUUCUCAAAUUGCUGCAAUUACCAACCAUCAAUCCACAAAGGAGAUGUGCAGAAAUAUUGAGCAUGAUGGUGGUUGCAGUGUUAUGCUAAAAGGAACAGAGGAGAUAGUUAUGUAAAAAGGAAGUUGGAUUUCACUUGUGUUAAUCUUAAUUUGUAUGAGUUGUGGUUUGAUUUUCUUCAUAAAGUUGUUUGUUUUUAGCGUGCUUGGACAACUUUUUUUGUCAAUAAUGUGCAUGUAAUAUAUGGUGUGUUUGAUUGGAAAUUAGGUGUAAAAUAUUAAAUAUAUGUUAUAUGGUAUGAGCUGAACAUAUUGCUAUAUCAUUUCUAAAUAUAUAUAUAUAUAUAUAUGUGGUUUUAACUUUCAUCUAUCUCUCUCUCUGGUAUUACUUAAGAUUGUUAUGUUUAGUAUUAUCCUCUAAGUUUAUAAACUUGUGUUUGGAUAUUUUUUUUUGUUAUAGUUUGUGGAUUAUCAUUAAUUGGUACUUAGAAAGUUGUAAAAAUAUACAUACAUACAUACAUACAUACAUACAUACAUACAUACAUAUAUAUAUAUAUCUUUUGUUAGAGGCAAUAUAUUUACACAUUUGCUAUCACUCAAAUAUAUAUAUUUAUUUCAUUGUGAUGAAAAUUUUUCUGAUUACAUGAAAUAAUAAAUCUUUUACUCUCUCUUCGGCCUUCAGAAAAAUCUAAUCCAGAUAACAAAUUGGAUUGAGCAUCUGGAUAUUGAAUUACUACAAUUACUGAAUUGUUUGAGUUUUCAUCACCAUAAAAAGUCGGCUAAAUCAAACAUUAAAGCAUGCCAUAACACUUUGACAGAUAAUAUAAAGAACACAGAACCAUUACAGGCUGACCAAAUUUAGUAGUACUCAAAACACCUAUAUGCCAUUCAUGAUGAUUAAAAUCUUUACAUGUUGCUGCAUCUAUUUCCUGUAAUUAGAUGUUCAGCAUCAUUAAAAUCUUUAAAUAUCUGAAAUUUUUUCUUCAAAGGUAAACAGUUAUGGGCUCUGUUUGCAGCUCUGACAGUUCCAAGGCAAUCCUACCAGAGGCUUUAAUCCUACCAUAGGGAAAUUUGUUUGCAGGGCUAAAAUGCUAGAAACAAAAUUUGGAGUCUUGCAAGGAUUUAAUCAGAUGCCAGCAAAUCCUAAACCGUGAUGGUGGUAAAGCAUGUAGUACUUGUUGAAGCUAUGAAGCAGUGAAGUUGGCUGCUGAAAAUUCUGCAUUUUUUUGAAGAUGGUUUUGCUGCAGAAAACUGAAGAUGAUAUGGAUUAUUUUCUGCAGCCUUAAAAUGGUGACAAACUUCCUUAACCAUUUUGUAAUGUUUUUAGUUAGAAUACAACCAAACUAAAUUGUAUUUGUUAUGUUAGGUGUACUUUGACUUAAAGUUUGGUUAGCUUGUAAGAAUUUGUGUGGAUAAGCUUAAUUUAAGCUGCUUUUGUACAGGGGUUAGGAAAGCUAUGUAAAUAUACAUGUAUGGCAAAGAAAUGAUAUGUUUUUAGUCACAAAAACAGAAGAAAAAGCAGACUUCCGUUCCA
Messenger RNA from Mangifera indica (mango), 4598 nucleotides. Its product is annotated as putative disease resistance protein RGA3. The transcript is spliced from 2 exons. Gene Ontology annotation, biological process: defense response to other organism. Gene Ontology annotation, molecular function: ADP binding. The coding region runs from base 1435 to 3066 and encodes 543 amino acids. The record is from RefSeq and is a predicted model, not a curated record. Lineage: Eukaryota; Viridiplantae; Streptophyta; Magnoliopsida; Sapindales; Anacardiaceae.